AUGACUGUUUUUCAAAGGAAUAUUCCCAUGCCUUCACAUAUUGGUCCAGUGUUAGGACGCAGCACUUAUAUCGAUGAUAUUGCCCAUGGGGCGAAAACGUGGAACCAACUUUGUGAUGAUCUGGACGCCUUGCUAUAUCGUUUGCGUUACUGGAAUAUAUCAGUGAGUUUACCAAAGAGCGAGAUUGGAAAGCGGUCGAUCCCCUAUUUGUCACUCGAAAUUAGUGCAGAAGGUAUCCGAGCGACCCCGAAGGUUCCGAAGGGUGUUAUGGAUCUACCGUUUCCCAAAUCCCACAAAGGUGUGUUAUCGUUUCUCGGAAGUCUAAACUACUACCAUAAGUUCAUAGAGGACUUUCUGGUAGUGGCAGCAGUUCUUUAUGAACUUUCAGAAGACCAGAUGCGUCAGGGACGAGACAUUUCACGAGCUCAUGAAUCUUUCGAACUGCUCAAAAGGAAAAUCGUUGCGACACCAAUGUUAAGACACCCGGACAUCCAAAAGCCAUUUGUGGUUAUUCCGCACGCAAAUCGUUGGGUUGCUGGUGCAGUCAUAGGACAAGAAUACAACGGGAGGAUACAAUUUGUUCGGUACACGGGACGCGUUCUGAACGAUGCCGAGCUCCGGUACCACAUUGCCGAGAAGGAGGUAAUUGCUAUUCUGAAGACGUUGCAAGUCGUUUGGACGAUUCUGGAAGGCCGACAACUGAUAAUCUACGCGAGAUAUUCUGUUCUGAAAUGGGUGUUACAGUCUAAGUCAGCAGACGGGAGAUGUGUUCCUUGGGGAGUCACACUUUCACAUUGGGAUAUCGAAAUCCGGAAAGUCCAAAAGGUUGAAGAUGGACUCGCGGCUAUCAUGGGUGCAGGGAUCACACCACGAGAACAUUUGGAUGAGGCCGUCGAAACAUUGAUCCCUCUGAAGGGAUAUGUUCGAAGGCACCCAGUAGUUAGCGUUGAGAUGUUGGGAAGCGAUUUCCAAGGAGUCGUUCUGAGUUUCGACGCUGCCGCAAAGCUCUCCACCAAGAAAGGAAGCUGUGGGUGUCUACCCGGUUGGAAGGUUCUGAAAGCGAAGGGUUUCCUUUUAGAGAAUGUCACGGUAAACGAUGCCGAGUACCAUGGCCUUCUCAAAGGGCUAGAGAUGGCUAUUGAAAUGAGGUUGCAGGCUUUGGUCGCAGUUAGAAAUUCUCGAAUUGUUCUUCAACAGGUUCAACGACUGAUCAACUGCAAUCAACCACAUCUCAAAAAGCAUUUUGCCAAAGUUGAACUACUGAAAGAGAAGUUCGGAUCGUUACGUCUGAUACAUCUGAAGCGGGAGUACAAUCUGGCUGCUGAUUAUUUGACCACGAAGACUUUGAGUCUGGAUGAGUCGUGGGGAGUUACGGAUCCGGCGGAGAUUGCACAUUUGGAACACGUGUAA
Messenger RNA from Phytophthora megakarya, 1410 nucleotides. NCBI's taxonomy places the organism in Eukaryota, Oomycota, Peronosporomycetes, Peronosporales, Peronosporaceae. The record is from the annotation of a GenBank genome assembly.